Molecule: messenger RNA, 2978 nt
Organism: Culicoides brevitarsis
Lineage: Eukaryota; Metazoa; Arthropoda; Insecta; Diptera; Ceratopogonidae
Gene: Syn
Product: synapsin
Exons: 11
Biological process (GO): neurotransmitter secretion
Cellular component (GO): synaptic vesicle; synaptic vesicle membrane
Molecular function (GO): ATP binding
Source: RefSeq, a predicted model, not a curated record
AAUUUUCUUUCGAGCGAUAGACGUUUUUGAGGGAUUGUUAAAGAAAAAGGCGGCAACCUGUCUUUCGCAAGCUUUAAAAGUAGUUUCUCGACAAAUGUCAAUUACCUGAAACGCAGGUUCAGUUCGGGGGAUUUGUCUUCCGAAUGUGACGAUGCAGAUGAUCCAUCUUUGCCUCCAGCUGCCAGACCACCGCCAACUACGAAUCAACCGAUGCCAGGAGGGCCUCCAAACAUUCCGCCGCCGCCAGCUCCCGGCUCGGCAGCAGGCACAGAUCUUUCACUAAGCCUUGGUAAGCAACAACCGCAACAACAAGCGCCGCAACGUGGUGUCUCAGCUCCCUCGAGUCCCGCAAAAUCGCGCGAAAGUUUAUUACAACGAGUUCAAAGUUUGACUGGAGCUGCCCGUGAUCAAGGAGCUUCGAUUAUUGGUGCCGCUGUUCAAACUGCACAACGAGCACAAGUAUUUAAUAAGGACCGUUGCCUAAUUGUCUUGGUUUUCGACGACCAGAACACAGAUUGGUCGAAAUAUUUCCGGGGCAGGCGUUUGCAUGGCGAUUAUGACAUUCGUGUCGAGCAGGCGGAAUUUAAGGAAAUAACUUUGGUAGCAAAUGCCGACUCAGGUCCAAUGGUUACCCUCAAGGGUUCCAAGUCGUCACGCUCUUUUAGACCUGAUUUUGUGCUCGUUCGUCAACCGCCGCGCGAUGGCUCGAACGAUGCGCGCUCCUUGUUGCUUGGCUUGAAGUAUGGCGGUGUGCCAAGUAUCAACUCUCUUCAUUCCUUGUACCAAUUUCAGGAUAAGCCAUGGGUGUUUGCUCAUUUGCUUCAACUACAACGAAGAUUAGGUAAAGAUGCGUUCCCAUUGGUUGAACAAACGUAUUUUCCUAAUCCCAAGGACAUGCUCACUUGGACCAAAUUUCCGUGCGUUUUGAAGGCUGGGCAUUGUCAUGGCGGCGUCGCAACUGCAAAAAUUGACAGUUUACCGGCGUUGCAGGAUGCCGUCGGUUUGUUGAAUGGCACAAAUUUGACGGAAAAUGGAUCGUAUUGCAGCUUGGAGCCCUUCAUUGAUUCCAAAUUCGACGUUCACAUACAGAAAAUUGGAACUAAUUACAAGGCGUUCAUGCGCAAAUCAAUAUCGGGCAGCUGGAAGACCAACCAAGGGCAAGCGAUGUUGGAACAAAUCCAAAUGACGGAAAAGUACAAGGGAUGGAUUGACGAAGUCUCGGAGCUCUUUGGUGGUCUCGAAGUUUGCGGAUUGCUGGUUGCCGCGGGCAAAGAUGGCAAGGAAUACAUUCUCAAGGCAUCUGACAGUACCUUCCCUCUCAUGGGCGACACUCAGGAAGAGGAUAGACGUAAUAUUGCGGAACUUGUCUCAGGACGUAUGCAGAAUGUCUGCAGACCACCAUUACCAAAAUCAACCUCACGUGCUUCGGUGUCAUCGCAAGGCGGAAGUCCCGUCAGCGAAAAUCCGCCGCCAGUUCCGCUCUCAACGCGUCCCUCAUUGACAUCCAUGGUACCGCCAGGCAGUGCUCCUCCCCCAAUUCCCGAGCGUCAAACACCCGGCAUGGGCUCUGUUGGUCGUCUCGGCAGCUUGAGCGGCGCUUCCGAAUUCAUGGAGUCAAUCACGGGCGACAAAUCCAAAGCUGACAGUCGUCGUGACUCGCAAACGUCGCAAUCGUCGAGCAUGUCAUCCGCAUCGAAAGCUUCGUCGGCCCAAGCACGUCCCGCAGCAGCAGCAACAGCUACAGGAGGCGCCGCUCCCGCAAGCAGCUUGCAAGAAGAUGCCGAAGACACGAUGAAAAAUUUGCGUAAAACAUUCGCCGGGAUCUUCGGCGACAUGUAGGAAAUCGCUCAAAAGAAGAAACAACAACGAGGCGGCUCGAUAAGCGGACUCGGAAGCAUUUUUGGCGGCAGUAAAGAUACUCCUGAUGCUCCGCCGGCGACAAUUUCAUCGAAACCCGUUGCCACAAGUGGUCCGCCAUCGCAUCCGCCGCCGCCAGCGCCCGUAAAACCCAACGAAACGAGCGCAGCGCCAUCUUCAAUUCUCCGGGGAACACAAAACGUUUCUUCUUUUGAGCCCAAGACGUCAACAGCAUCGACUUCCGUCACUUCCGCGUUCCCCACAAAGGACAAACCCGAAUGGUAUUCGCCGAAAAAGACGUCGCCCGAGUCCAAAGUGACUUUUGACUCGAAAUCCAGCACUCCCAAAACCGCAAGUCUCUCAUCGCAAGACUCCCGUACCGGAAGCGUCACUUCCGGCGUGUCGCCCAUCGUCAGCGGAUACUCCUCCAUGUCAUCUUUCGACAAAUCAACAUCGGAAUCGAAUCGGAUGCCCUUCAGCACGAUAACAACUCAAGCAGCUACACACGAGGUACCGCGAAAUCAAUCCGUAAUCCCGACGCCUGCCACGUACCGCAGUCAAAGUUCCACGGAACAAAGUUACACGCCGCCUCCCGUUUCCGCGCCCGUCGAGAAACUCAAAAAUCCCCUGAGUCGCAAAGACUCCUCCGACUCAGAUCUCAUUUUUGGCGAUAAAGGCGCCGAAUUUUAUCGCAGCAAAUACGCCUAUAGCACGUACACGAGCACCAACAAGAGCUCCGACAUGGACGUCAUUUUCAGUGCUUCGAUCGACAAACGUUCCAGCAUCGAGUCGAGCGAUCAACCAACAACUUUCCGAUCAGGUACCAACAGUUUCUCAGGAAGUCGCGAUUCCUCCGACGGAUACUCCUCAUAUAGUCGCGGGCGAACUGGCAUCCAAAAUCCCAUGUUUACGGAUUUCGAUGCGAAAAAAGAUGACGAAGAUGACUUCGACUUGAAAUAAAAAAUGAAAAUUUGCUUAAAAACUGACAAAAAUAUAUAUUAACGUUGCUAACAAAAAAAAAUAAUUAACGAGGUUGUUACUAUUAACACCUCACCGUGUGUUAUUAUUAUUAUUCAUUUACAAUAAAAAAAAAUAUAUACAAUAUCGUAAGCUUAAAAUUA